AGGGUGUGCAGGCGAGGGAGGCACCACAGCGCGUCCAGACACCGUGGAGAGCAGUGCACACUCUCUCCCGUUUUACUGGACUUAGCUGCCGUGUUUGAUUGUUCUUGAGGUGUUUCGGGGUGUUUUGUUGCCAUGAAGGCUCUUGUGGUCUUGCUCUUAGGGCUCUUGGUGGUGUGUGAGGCCAAGAAGAAAGAGGGUUUCCAAGAGGACUUUGAAUUUGUGGAGGAUGGGAAAGACCGCGCAGGGACAUCGGGAGAGCGCAGGACCUGGAUGCUGGACCCUGACAAUGCGCUGUGCGGCCUCCUGCGUUGCGGACGACGUGAAGUGUGUCUGCUGCAAGACCGGUUCACGGCCGUCUGCGUCAACAAGGCGGAAGUGACCAGGAACGGGGACAAGAUUAUCCCCUUGAAGGACGCCAACUCCGCCUCAGACCAGGAACUCCCGAGACCGUGGGACACCCUGGCGCAGUGUCCCUCUUGUCCUGUGGUAAGGCCAGUCUUCCUCUGUGGCUCCGACAACAGAACAUACUCCUCUCUAUGCCGCCUGCACUAUCACAAUUGCAUACAUGAAGCCAACGUCCAUGUUGCAUGCAAAGGAUUCUGUCCUUGUAAAGAGAAAGCACGGGGGACGCGACAUGGCGGACAAGUACAACAACCGCGUCCGGAGUCGCUUCAACAAGGCCAAGGGAUACAAGAAGAACGGCGGCUACAAGGGCGAGCGAGGCGGCGGCAGGAACAGCGGCGACGACAGCAGCAGCAACUACAGCAAGUACGGCAAGGACACCUACAGAAAGAUGGACAAGUACAAUGCCCACCGGCAGUGGUCUCGACGCACCAACGACCCGACCCGCCUCGCCUCCAACACCGUCUGGGGACCCAAUGAAUGCACGCAGGACGCCCUCGAAGCCAUGGGGAACCGGAUGCUGGACUGGUUCUCCGUCAUCAUGGCCGACUCCCGCAGACGAACCAACUCCGUCACGAAAGCUCCCUCCUGGUGCAAGCCUGAGGUCUCCUGGAUGCUGGGUCACCUGGACGGGGACAGCGACGGCCGACUGAGCGUGAAGGAACUGUACCAGCUGGAGCACGAUGACCACGAGCGAUGCAUCAAGCCCUUCAUUGACCGAUGCGAUCUGGAUAGGGAUAUUUUCUUGUCUGCCCGAGAGUGGUGCAAAUGCUUCGACAAGUCAGAGCGCCCUUGUGCCGCCCUGCGCAAAGCCAGCAAGGGUCUGCUAGGCGGCUACAUUCCCGAGUGCGACAGCGAGGGCUACUAUCAGCCGACGCAGUGCCACGCGGGGGCAGGUGUGUGCUGGUGUGUGGAUAGGCACGGCGUCGAGCUGCCCAGUACCCGCACACACAGCACUCCCAACUGUGAUGCGAUAGUGAACAGCCAAGAGGUGAGCAGCAGCGACCGCCGUCCCUCAACGCCCUCGACGCGCUCUCGACGUCUCCGUACUUCUUCACUUCUGAGAUCCGCUGGAUUUGAAGACGUUCGUUUAUGUUUACCUCCCGCUUUUGGAGUUUAUUUUAUUUCCUCUUCUCGGACGUCCUUAAAGGUCUCGAACAGACUGCGAGGUGUUCCGUUUUUUAUUUUAUUUACCCCGCUACUUGAGGGACGUCCUGAAAACCAAAAG
Messenger RNA from Penaeus monodon (black tiger shrimp), 1630 nucleotides. It is a transcript of the gene Cow, whose product is annotated as proteoglycan Cow-like. Gene Ontology annotation, molecular function: protein binding; calcium ion binding. NCBI's taxonomy places the organism in Eukaryota, Metazoa, Arthropoda, Malacostraca, Decapoda, Penaeidae. The record is from RefSeq and is a predicted model, not a curated record.